This is a messenger RNA of Plutella xylostella (diamondback moth), 2109 nucleotides long. The record is from RefSeq and is a predicted model, not a curated record. Lineage: Eukaryota; Metazoa; Arthropoda; Insecta; Lepidoptera; Plutellidae.
AAGUGUAAGGUUCACUGUGAAAGUAUCCUAAAUUGGGUAUUAUUUCACAACAUUAAUUCAUAUUUUAAUUGAUUCUAUUAUGUUACGAGGAAUAGUGGCAACACCGCUCUUGAGGGAGACUGACAUUUGAUUGACAGAAGGGAAUAGAUGUCAGGCGAGAUGUCAGAAAAAGGAGGCAAUCGGGUUUUUGGGAUGAAAAAUGGUGGUUCGAGGUGUGGAUUAUAAAAAUGUAAUUUAUUGCUAAAACUAUGAAUAAUGCUGAAAGUCAUGGGAAUAAACCUAUAUCGUGUACGUUUGGUGGUUUUACUAUAGAUCAGAAGCGUUGGAGACGAGACGAGAAAACUGGACCACCCAAGAUAUAUGGGAUGCAGCAGAUGCUGUUGAAGAUGGACAAAGAUGAGGCUGCGGUGCGGCUGUGUAUGCGGUGCGGCCGUGCCUGCGGUGCGGCUGUGCCUGCAGUACGGCUGUGCCUGCAGUGCAGCUGUGCCUGUGGUGCGGCUGUGCCUGGGGUGCGGCUGGGGCUGUGCCUGCGGCUGCGGUGGUGCGGCUGGGGUUGCCAGCGUCUACAUCUCCGGGUGCAGGCCUGGAGUUGGAGCCGUGGUGACAGCGGCUGUCAGGGCUGUCAACAUCAAUAUCAACCGGACCAAGGCUGGAGGAACAGUGGAGGAGAUGGCUAUCAGUGGUGUCAGUACCCAGACCGAAGACACCAGACCAUACCAUACCAGACUGAGGCGGGAGUCUGAACUUCGGUUUGCAUGCUCAAUGGCCGACGGGCGGCAGUGGCGACGCUGUCAUCAACAGGACUGGAGCUACAUCUACAGUUGCAUGAUCACCAUGAUUAUUAUAAGGAGCACCGAACUGGGUGUUAUUUACAUAUUAUUUAGUUAGUUUUGAUCAGGUGCAUAAAGUUACUCGUAAUGUAGGUUAAUAAAGGUAUGAGGUACCUAUGUUAUGGUUAUAAGGAAAGGGAAAAUUAAUUUGAAACCUGGAUGAAUUCCAUUGCAUUGGUAUUGUUAUUAAUUUUGAAUGGUGGUUGCACAGUUAUCUUGGAAUGUUUUAUUUACUUAUACUUAAUUGCUUUUUGAUAUAGUGAUUUUGGAGGUUUUACAGUUGCUUCAAGUUUGAUGAUAGAAUGUUCAUUUGAGGAAGUCUUGAUGGUUUUGAUUGCAUUGGCUGUGAGUCACAGAAGGGUUGCACUGGAGGAGUAAUUAAUUUGUUGGUCGGGCUUUGUAUAUUAUUCCAAUGUAAAAAGGAAAUAUUGCGCAUAAUAAUUGCGUAACUAAUUUUGAUAUGGAAUUGGAGUAAAGUCACAAUAGGUAUAAAAGUACCUAAGUGCUUUGUUCUCUUUUGUGGUGUACCUAUAUUAAACCGAAACGAUAAUUAUAUUCUUAGAGUCCUCCUCUUAAAAUAUGUCAUGUGAUAUGGUGUCAUGGGUGCUAUAAUUCAUUUUGUGAUUGAAUGAUUCUUUGUUUCAUAAAUGUACUCAGUUUUACAAGGGCAUCAUUUGAUUUUGAUUCAUUAUCUAAAAUAUUUGAUAUACCUACCUACUUCAGAUAAUGACAUUUACUUGAAAGGAACAUUGUUGUUGCUUGCAGUAUUGGUGGGGAAUAAGGUGGUAAAGAAGGAAAUAAAGUGACCUGGCAGGGACUGAUGUCCGGCAGGGCGAGACUCUUUGGUUUUCCAUCCGUUCUCGACCACGUUGAAGGGUUCAUGUACCUUCUGUAGACCUUUAGUAUGUCUACCCACUCACAAAGAGGUUAUUGUUGAGUGGGCCUGUUGAUUCCAUGAAGAUGGGGUAGGUGGAAGCGAAUCUUGUAUCCAGCAUCUGUGUAGUAGGUACCUAUCAGUCAGCUGUUGUCGACAGACUUGAAUGACGCUAUCUCCUAACAAGUAUUCAGUAGGUACCUACAUACAUUUACUUGAGUUUAAAAUUCCUAAGCCAUUAUUGAGUCUGUUCGCAAUGAUUUCAAAUGAAGCUACAAUACGGAAUACUGUAUGCCUUUUGUCAUUGCCUUGCGAUUCUGGGACUGUGUGUCAUAAAUACUUAUAUGUUGCAUUUCAAGUGUUAUAGUUGGAUCUAAUAAUUUUAUUUUAUUAAUAAUAUAUUAA